GGCGGGGGCGGGGCGCGGGGAGCCAGCCGGGAUGCCGCCGCCGCGGCGGGACCGGUCCGGGUCCGGGUGGCGCUCCACGAGUGCGGAUAGCAGGGCGGCCCGGGGCGCGGCGGCUGCAGCGAGAGCUCACUGAGUGCCCUCCCGCCAUGUCCAGGAAGAAGACCCCCAAAGGCAAGGGGGCCAGCGCUCCCGCUGCCUCCGCGCUGCCCGCAGCCAAUGGGCCCCGGCCGGCUCUCCCCGGGACUGCGCGCCCCGGCCCCGGAACGCCGCACAACGCGCCCCCGCAGCCCGGCCGGCCCCCAGUUGGCAGCGGCGGCGACUUCUACGACGUCGCCUUCAAGGUGAGCCGCCCCCACACCCCACACGAGCGCAGCAGGUGGUGUCCGGGCCGAGCAAAGCGGGGACGGGGUCCGGGAAGGUGUGCCGUGCCCUGCGGACCCCCGGCGCAGAGCCGGCGCAAGCAGCACCACGCAGCUGUCACUGCUGACACGGUGCAUCGCGCACACGCACAGCUGUCAGACCCAGGUUCAGGAUGCCCAGCGUCUGGCAAGGCCUGCCCCUGGCCCCUGCCCCCAGCUGGCAGGACCAACAAGGGGUCCCGUGUCAUGCUGGUGGGGGACUCAGGAGUGGGGAAGACCUGCCUGCUUGUGCGCUUCAAGGAUGGGGCUUUCCUGGCAGGGACCUUCAUCUCCACCGUGGGCAUCGACUUCAGGAACAAAGUUCUGGACGUGGAUGGCAUGAAGGUGAAGCUGCAGAUCUGGGACACAGCUGGCCAGGAGCGUUUCCGCAGUGUCACUCACGCCUACUACCGUGACGCACAUGCACUGCUGCUGCUCUAUGAUGUCACCAACAAGGCCUCCUUCGACAACAUCCAGGCCUGGCUGGCUGAGAUCCAGGAGUACGCCCAGCACGACGUGGUGCUCAUGCUGCUCGGCAACAAGGUGGACUCUGCUCAGGAGCGUGUGGUCAAGAGGGAAGAUGGGGAGAAGCUAGCCAAGGAGUAUGGGCUGCCCUUCAUGGAGACAAGCGCCAAAACAGGGCUCAAUGUGGACUUGGCCUUCAUAGCCAUAGCAAAUCACCCUACCCCACAGGGAGUUGCAGCAGCGCUCCACGAAGGCCCCCAGUGGGGCUUGCUUCCAGCUGCAUGACUAUGUCAAGAGGGAGCGCCGAGGGGCCUCGUGCUGCAGACCCUGAACCUGCCAGGCUCGACUGUCCGCAGGUCCCUGACUUUUGCCACCCAGCAGCCAAUCACAGGGUGUCUGUUUCCAGGGCUCCCAGGCUGAGCCUGCCCUUACUUUGUCCUGGAAGACAGUCUAAGAACCUCUGUCUCAACAGGCUUCAGGCAGUCAGCAGGUCUGCGGCCCCCUUUCACCUGCUGCUGCCUGAGGACAAGGCCCCCAGGGCCUUCAGAGAAGUAGUUCUUCUGUUGACUUUGUCAGGCACACCUGGCUUCAAGGCUGGGCCCUUGUGCUGGCACCACACAUACAGUGCCUAACCCCCCCAGAAAGCCAUGUCUUCAGCUGCCCUGCAUGGCGCAGGAGCCUUCACUGGCAGUCACUGCCAGCUUUUGUGCCCCAAGGACCAGGGCUGCCUGCUCCCAGCCCACACUAAGGGGCUCUGGUUUAAACAUCAGAGUCUACAUAACACAGUACCUUGGAGGAUGCCAAAGCCAUUGCUUUGAAUAAAUCACAUAAGUUGCCAGGGAAACUAGGAUUGCUGGCCCACAACUGAGGCUUGUGCUUGUCAAGGUCAGGCCUGGGGUUGGUAGUAUGCUCCACCUUGUACUAAAAUCAAGUCAGCUUUUAGUUCAAAACCUUUGUUUCAUUCUUAGUGAAUAAAGUUAUGCUUUCUGGA
This is a messenger RNA of Manis javanica (Malayan pangolin), 1854 nucleotides long. The record is from RefSeq and is a predicted model, not a curated record. NCBI's taxonomy places the organism in Eukaryota, Metazoa, Chordata, Mammalia, Pholidota, Manidae.